This is a messenger RNA of Eucalyptus grandis, 1830 nucleotides long. Its product is annotated as zinc finger HIT domain-containing protein 2. The record is from RefSeq and is a predicted model, not a curated record. The transcript has 5 exons. Lineage: Eukaryota; Viridiplantae; Streptophyta; Magnoliopsida; Myrtales; Myrtaceae. Bases 117 to 1355 code for a protein of 412 amino acids.
AACACCCGCCUUGCCUUCUCUCUCUUUCGCGACGGAGAAGACGGUGAAGUAGAAUCGACUCAAGCCGCGGCGAGCAGCAGCGGCGCCGCCCAACGCCGCCGUCCUUCGCGAUUCCGAUGGCCGACGCGAUUCGGCCGUCCGGCGAUUCGCCCUCCGCUCCGUCCCCUCUGGAUCCUCCUUCCCGCACCAUCUGCCACGUGUGCCAGAAACAAUUCUCGCAGUACACUUGCCCUCGAUGUAACUCCCGGUACUGUUCCCUGCAAUGCUAUAAGUCUCACAGUGUUAGGUGCACGGAAUCGUUCAUGCGAGAGAAUGUAGUUGAGGAGCUGCGCCAUGUCCAAUCGGACGAUGCGACGAAGAGAAAGAUGCUGGACAUACUUAAAAGACUCCAUUCACAAGAGGAGGAAGAGAGUAUGGAUGAGGACGGUGAAGAUUCGGGUCUCUCUGAGGAGCUUAUAGAAAAGAUUUUAUCAGGUGGACAGAUUAGUUUGGACGAUCUGUCUGCAGAAGAUAAGAAACGGUUUCACAGAGCUGUGGCAUCUGGAGAACUGAGCAAGAUGAUUGAUCCAUGGGAACCAUGGUGGCUGAAGCCUUCUGCUGGGAAAGUACGUCUUAGCCAAGAUGGGACUCAGCUUGUUCAACCGCUUGCUAAGGAAGAAGAAUCAGGGUUGUCAGAAGCUGAUACUGGUAGUUCCUAUUUGAGCGAUAUCCCUCCUGGUCCUGAAACUCCAUUACCACCACUUAGCAAGCUUAGCUCAACACCACCCUCUCCACUUCUAGCUGUUCACCUGGUCGACAUCGUAUAUAGCUACUGUUUCACAAUUCGCCUCUACAAUGGAGAUUGGCGGUCAGAUGCAGUGGGUUCGUCGAUGGUCAUUCUGAGUGUGUCUUCUGUCCUGGGUCAAAGUGGCCAGCCAGAAACCAUGCUCGAAGCUUUAUCUUAUUGCCUAGAGCAGACUUGCUCUCCUGCUUAUCGACAUGUGGGUGGCUUAAAAUUUGGGAUGGCUCUUAUAGACGAUGUUUUGAGCGUCCUUUCUCUUGGAACCUCUGCUCUAAUCUGCCUUCUUAGCGACCUUCAGAGGCUUGUUCAGGCUGGAGAGAGGGAAAUGAAGCUGGAGAAGCCGAAGAGAUCAAGGAGGACAGAUGUCAAGAACAAGCUUAAGCUCGCCGAAAGGAAAGUUUAUUUCAUCAUGUGUUGGGUCCAUGAGCAGCCUGGGGAGGCUUGGCCUUCCUUGGCAACGAUUGUAGCUGCUGAGAAAAAGGCAGCUUUAGUUCAUGAAGAUGGCAAAAGGGUAGAAAAGAAUGGUGAUGAAGGUGUGAUCCGCGGAAAGACUUUGAUCAAGGAGGUCGAGUAAUGCCGCGUCAUCUACUUAAGAGUUUUGACCUUUUGCGGUUGCAUUUUCUCAUGUGGCAGAGUUUCUUUGAAGCUGCCAUUCCAGUGCGACCGUCAGUUAAUCUCAGGAAAGAAAUCUUAAGAUCUUGACUGGUUUCUUAGUUUUUGUUGGUUGGGAUGCAUAUGACAGAAGCCAGGGCGAAGGUCUCUGAGAUCGAGAGCGAAGAAAGUAGUGAAGUUGUCUAGCUCUCUGUGUUGAUUCACGAAAAAGGCUAACCGUCUUCUUGUUGAACUGAUAGAACAACUGUUGCUUUCGGCUUCAGGUGGUACCGCGAUAGGUUUCUGGUGUUUCAUUGCCGGAGUAUAAAUUACAGGCGACAGAUGUUAUCUGUAUCUAGGACUCUUGGGAGUCUGGAAAUAAUGUACGUCCAUAGUUGAGCUAACUUGCAAAUCUUGAAGUUUACCAAUGGGAACCAAAUAGAGUAUCCUUCUUCUCA